Molecule: messenger RNA, 1554 nt
Organism: Pichia kudriavzevii
Lineage: Eukaryota; Fungi; Ascomycota; Pichiomycetes; Pichiales; Pichiaceae
Exons: 1
Coding region: 1-1554 (517 amino acids)
Biological process (GO): transmembrane transport
Molecular function (GO): ATP transmembrane transporter activity; calcium ion binding
Source: RefSeq, a predicted model, not a curated record
AUGUUCCCAAAUGAAAGUCCCGAAGACAAAAGAAAAAGACAUAGACAGAUCUUUGAUUCUAUAGACAAAGGCAAUUCAGGCUACGUUUCUUUCAAAGAUUUUGAAAACGCAAUGAAGGAAGCAGAACAUCCAUUGAAAGAUUCGCCAGCCGCAAUGUCACAUAUUUAUAAAUCCUUCUCAGAAAGCUCACCUAAAGGCUCUAUUUGGAGGCGACGUACAUGUGUUGACUUCGACGAGUUUGACAAAUAUUUAAUGACAGCAGAGUCGCAAAUAGAAAAGGGUUUUAUAAACCUAGACAAAGACAAUGAUGGCAUUAUUAAACCUGAGGAUGUUUCUCGUUAUUUAUCGAAUAUUGGUUGUGAUCCAAAAUCCCAGGAAGUUGAAACAUUUUUCAAAAACAUGGAUCUACAAAAGAAAGGUUAUGUAACAUAUUCAACCUUUAGGGAUAGUUUAUUAUUUAUGCCUAGAAUCGACGGAUCGAGAAUCCGUACUGCAUAUAAGUUUUUCAAUGAUGACUUGGAUAACUUGUCCUCGGAAGGUGAUGUUACAGUGGGUGAUGACAUAUUGAAUAGUGUGGGCUUUUUUCUUGCAGGGGGGUUGUCCGGUGUGGUUUCGAGAACAUGUACGGCGCCUUUAGACAGAAUCAAGGUGUUUUUAAUUGCCAGGACAGAUUUGUCAUCUACAUUGUUGAAGAAUAAAGAGAAAUUAACACACAUAAUUGAAGAAUCCACUCACAAAAAAGUAACUCCUCAAAAGAUUGAAUCUCCAUUGAUUAGGUCUAUUAAAACCAUUUAUAAACAGGGUGGAAUCAAAGCUUUCUAUGUGGGAAAUGGUUUGAAUGUUAUGAAAGUUUUCCCAGAAAGCGCAAUGAAAUUUGGUUCUUUUGAGGCAACAAAGAAAGUACUGUGUAGAGUAGAAGGUGUUGAGGAUGAAAAGAAACUGUCUAAAGCAUCUACUUAUUUAAGUGGUGGUAUUGGAGGUGUUAUAGCACAAACUACUGUUUACCCUGUCGAUACUUUGAAAUAUAGGAUCCAAUGCGCAUCACUCGAUUCCAAAGUAAAGGGUUUCAAAUUAUUAACUUCUACUGCCAAAGAUUUAUACAGAGAAGGUGGUAUAAGAGCCUUCUACAGAGGCUUGUUUGUUGGCCUCAGUGGUAUGUUUCCAUAUGCAGCAUUAGAUUUAGGUACUUUUACGACAGUCAAAAAAUGGUAUACUAAACGGGAAGCUGAAAGGUUGGGAUGUUCUGUUGACGACGUUAGUUUACCAAAUUAUUUGGUUCUAACAAUUGGUGCGUCAUCUGGUACUUUUGGUGCGACGAUGGUCUAUCCAAUCAAUUUGUUAAGAACCAGAUUACAAGCACAAGGGACUUUUGCACAUCCAUACACUUACACUGGUAUCGUUGAUGUCACGGCACAGACAAUUAAAAGAGAAGGUGUUCAAGGUUUGUUUAAGGGAUUGGUUCCUAACUUGGCAAAAGUUAUACCUGCGGUUUCAAUAAGUUACUUAAUGUAUGAAAACCUAAAACAGUUGUUUGGUUUAAACGAAAGAAAGUGA